AUGGACGCCCAGAGCGCAGACCCGGAGACAUUGUACACGAAACAGGCAUGUAUAGGAGGAGGAAGCUUCGGAAAGGUCUACAAAGGCGUCGAUAAGCGCACCGGACAAUCCGUAGCCAUCAAGAUUAUCGAUGUCGAGAAUGCCGACGAUGAGGUCGACGACAUCAUACAGGAGAUCUCCAUCCUUGCCGGCCUCAGCUCGCCUUAUGUCACAAAAUACUACGGCUCAUAUUUGAAGGGAUCGGACUUAUGGAUCAUCAUGGAAUACUGCUCCGGAGGCAGCUGUGGAGACAUGCUCAAGCCCGGCGUCCUACCCGAAGACUACAUCUGCAUCAUAGUCCGCGAGCUACUCAUGGGCUUGGAGUAUCUGCACCAGGAUGGCAAGCUACAUAGAGAUAUCAAGGCCGCCAACAUCCUCUUGGGCGCCAAUGGACAGGUCAAGCUGGCCGACUUCGGUGUUUCGGGGCAGCUGACAGCGACCAUGACCAAGAAGAAUACAUUUGUUGGCACUCCCUUUUGGAUGGCACCCGAGGUCAUCAAGCAGUCUGGAUACGAUCACAAGGCAGACAUUUGGUCGCUGGGUAUCACAGCGCUGGAACUUGCCCUUGGCGAACCACCUUACAGCGACAUUCAUCCCAUGAAAGUUCUUUUUUUGAUCCCGAAGAACCCUGCACCCAUCGUAGAAGGUAACUUCAGCAAAGAGUUCAAGGACUUUGUUCACAGAUGUCUGAAGAAGGAGCCACGAGAACGACCAAGUGCACGAGAUCUGCUGAAGCAUCCUUGGAUACGGCGAGCCAAACGGACUGCAUACCUGACGGAGCUGAUCGAGAGGCACGAACGGUGGCAAGCCACGCACCGAGAUGAGAAGGACCGGGAUGAUGAGGACGAUCGGAGGCAAGACCCGCCCGCGCGCGACACUGACGAGGAGGAUCUUUGGGACUUUGGCACGGUCCGGCCUGCGGGACGAAGAGGCAAUCCGGCGCCUGGCCUGCGUGUUAUGAACGAGUCUGGAAUGAACUCUAGAAGCUCACACCUGUCACCCUCUCCCACCAAACGAUCAGUCUUGAACAAGGAGAAUGACACAGCGGUUGACGAGAACGCAGAGCGCAGCACGGUUCGUGGCCAGGGAGGCGCGAUGCUCCCUCCGCCGCUACCAAAGACACCGUCACCUACGAAGAAGUCUGCACUACUGCAGUCACCUGGCAUUGCUGCGAAGACUGCUCUUCCUGCAUCUCCAGUGCGCAGGCCGGUUGCAGCAACUCAGACGCCUCCACAGAUUCCUCGACAAGACGAAGUACCGCCUUCGCCGAAACCACCUGCCACUCCACAGACGCCUCGAAUGCUCAACGAUGAUUUCUUGCAGCAAUCAAUCGCCAGCGACAUGUCACAAUACAUGAAAGGCUUGUCAUUGAAAGACAACUCUACCUCGACACCGCACAUAUCCCAAGCGAGUGCCAUGAUCGUGACGGCUGAUGGCUACUCAAAACCUGCCACGCAGACGCAAGCCUCUGUGCAGCCCAACCAAUCUACACCCACGAAUGACCUCUUCCAGAAACCACUUCCGAGCUUUGCGCCACCUGCAUCGAAGACCGAUCCGCCACGGCAGCCUUCGACAUCAACACCAGCAUUCACGAGACCUGAUAUGGAGCCCCGAUCUUCAUUCGAUUCGGCCCGAAGCGACGCAUCCACGUCUGCAGGCGCGGCGUUCCCUGAAUCUGGAUCUGGAUCUGGAUCUUCACUUGCUGCAUCUGGAUUCGAUCAACACACCUCGCAAAAGCACGUGGCAUCGGAAACUCAUGACCAACCAAUCACAGCACUCAAUUCGGUCGUGAUCCCUGCUCUUGAGGCGGCGAUGCAUCGUAGAAGUUAUCAAAUAUCCUUGUUGCAGAAAAAGCAUCAUGGACCUUCGGGGAGCAGGACGGCUGCCGAGGCGGACGACUUGCAACUCAAGCGUCAGACACACGAGCAGAUUCGUAUGUGCAUGGGCAAGGUCUCGAGGCUGUUCAAGGACAUUGACCAUUGGGAUGGGGUUGCGCCCGUAGGCAUGGGCGACGGAGUGGAGGGACUGCUCGAGGGUUUCCUGGAGGAAGUGCUCUGCCGGGUUGAGGCUGAAGAUGCCUGA
This is a messenger RNA of Lecanosticta acicola, 2121 nucleotides long. NCBI's taxonomy places the organism in Eukaryota, Fungi, Ascomycota, Dothideomycetes, Mycosphaerellales, Mycosphaerellaceae. The record is from the annotation of a GenBank genome assembly.